Molecule: messenger RNA, 1766 nt
Organism: Leptopilina heterotoma
Lineage: Eukaryota; Metazoa; Arthropoda; Insecta; Hymenoptera; Figitidae
Product: spermine oxidase-like
Exons: 8
Coding region: 104-1606 (500 amino acids)
Molecular function (GO): polyamine oxidase activity
Source: RefSeq, a predicted model, not a curated record
AUCAAAACAGUUAGAUCCAUUACCACUGUCAGAGUGAUAAAAGCAGAAAAGAGAGAAACUGUAUUUUACAAUUUUUAUUCAGUCCAAGAUUAUCUGAGAAGUAAUGAUGAUUUACAAGAAAUUAUUUAGUAUUUUGUCAGUGAUAUCACUAUCUACAAUUUUAAAAGUAAAUGGAGAUGAUUCACCGAGCAUAAUUAUUGUAGGUGCAGGGCCUUCUGGAAUCUCAGCUGCAUCAAAACUUUUCCAAAAUGGAUUUAAAAAUAUUAAAAUUCUUGAAGCCGAAAAUAGAAUUGGUGGCAGAGUUUAUACAACACAAUUUAAAAAUUACCUAAUUGACAUGGGUGCUCAAUGGGUGCACGGAGAAAAAGGAAACGUUGUAUUCGAAAUGGUCUGGCCACUUGGAAUAUUAGAAAGAAGUAACAUAACAAGUCGUCGAGACGUUAUAUUCGAUUCUGCAGGAAAUAAAUUAGAUCAAGCUGUUAUUAAUGAUUUUUAUGAUUUUCACCAUGAAUUAACGGAAAAUUUAUCAGAUUAUGCUGAAGAACACAAAAACGCUUCUGUAGGCGAAUACUUUACCAAUGAAUUCAACAAAUAUUUUGACUCUCAUCCACAAUUUAAAGAAAAUGAAAAGGGAAUGUUCCAUUUACUAGACAUGAUGACAAUGGCUGGUGACGCUGCAGAUACUUGGUGGGAUGUUUCAAUAACAAGUUCAUUAGAAUAUCAUGAUAAUGCUGGUGAUUAUUUGGUCAAUUGGAAAGAGCGUGGUUAUGGCACUAUUUUGGACAUACUGAUAAAACGUUUUCCAAAUUCCGAAGAGGAAUUGCCUGUUUUAAAUAAUACAGUCUUGAAUGCAGAAGUUACAUUAAUUGACUACACGAAUCAAAGUGAAAAAGUUACAGUGAAAACUGCAAACGGAGACACCUACUCUGCGGAUCAUGUCAUCUUCACAUGUUCCUUGGGAGUUUUAAAAGAUAAACACCAUUCAAUUUUCAAGCCUGCUCUCUCAGAUGAAAAACAAAAGACUAUUGAAGCACUUGGAUUUGGAAUUGUUGGGAAGAUUUUCCUCUAUUUCGAAGAACCAUGGUGGUCUAACAAUACUUCAGAAUUUACAUGGCUUGAUUUUCUUUGGAAAGAUGACGAUUUAGAGCAAAUAAAAAAUAAUCCGGAAAAGAAAUGGCUCCUCGGUUUAGUUGGUUUUGGAUUAGUGGAACACAAAGCAAAAUUACUCGAAGGAUGGCUGUCCGGAAAUUAUACUCGAGAAAUGGAGAAACUUUCGGAUGAACAAAUUUUAAAAGAUUGUAUUGAAGUUUUACAAAGAUUUGCUGGAAAAACACACAAUGUUACUUCACCCAGUGCAGUAAUUCGUACUAAAUGGGGCAGUAACAGUCAUUUUCAAGGUACCUACAGCUACAGAAGUAUGAAAUCUAACACCGAAAAUGUUUGGGCGAAAACAUUAGCAGAACCGAUUGAUGAAAAGAAAUUGAAAGUUCUGUUUGCUGGAGAAGCUACAAAUCCUCAUCGCUUUAGCACAGUUCAGGGAGCAAUUGAAACUGGUUGGAGAGAAGCUGAUAGAAUUAUUAAACAUUAUCCAAAAGCAAGAAAGUAGAAGCAAAUUUUCAAAUUUCUUAUCUUAUUUUAAAGAAACAUUUAAUUAAAAAAUUGUGCAAUCCAACAUGAAUGUAGAUCAAAAUAAUGUUAAGAAUACUUCGAUUUUCUUUUUCUCUUUUCUAAAUUAUUCACUAAAUAUAUUUCGUUUAAAUCUGAAA